AUGAAAGACAACUUGGACUCUACAGGCAUGGAAGGCCUGGCAAAAGUCAAACCACCGGGACGGAUAGGAGCUGUUAUUCAAUAUUUAGUUGGAUAUUUCCAGGAAGAGAUGCUGUAUGUGUUGACAUAUCUAAGUAUGGCAUUCGGUUUUUUGUAUUUGUUGGGAAAAGUCAUGUUAAAGGUGUUCUUUGGUGAAUUGCGGGUGAUAGAAACGCAGCGCAUGUACGAUAGACUCCUCAAUUUUCUUUUAUUUAAAGUGGUAUUUAUCGGCGCAAUCUUGGAUCCAAGAUGGGAAGACCUAUUAAUAUGGACGACUUGGUUUACCAUUCUCGGGUUUCUAAGGAUAUUCAGCAUGCUUUGUCGUGAUAGAUUUGAAUUUAUGUCAACGACGAAUGCGCCAUUUCAAGAACACGGACGAAUCAUUGUUUUGCUGGUUCUUAUUUUCAUUGCAGACAUAUUCUGGUUCAUAUUGUGUGUAAUCGUGUUUAAAUCAAUGUUGUUGCUAUUGACAUUUGAGUGUGUAACACUUUUCUUGGACACAGUACAAACACUGGUUAAAUACAUUAUACACUUGAGAGAUCUUUCUCGACCUGGUGUUUGGGAGUCAAGAGCAUUGCUUUUCUAUUAUACUGAAUUUGUGACGGACACUUUGAUACUGGUGGCAACUCUAGGACAUUACAUGCAUAUUAUGAUUCUCCAUGGUAUUUCCUUCACGCUUAUUGAUGCUGUGUUAUUCCUAAAUAUGCGAAGUGUGUUCAACAACCUAAGGAAGAAAAUAGCAGCUUAUCGCAGCUACAGGCAAGCAAUUACAAACAUGCAAGCACAGUAUCCAAGCGCAUCAGAGCAAGAAUUAGACGAAUAUAAUGACGACUGUGCCAUAUGUAGAGACAACAUGACACAAGCAAGAAAGCUGCCGUGUAGACACAUGUUUCAUUUGUCAUGCCUUCGUUCAUGGCUAGAGCACCAUGAAUCUUGUCCUACUUGUCGAAGACCCCUUGUCAAACCUAAUUCUUCUUCUUCGAAAUAA
Messenger RNA from Paraglomus occultum, 1026 nucleotides. The record is from the annotation of a GenBank genome assembly. Lineage: Eukaryota; Fungi; Glomeromycota; Glomeromycetes; Paraglomerales; Paraglomeraceae.